UAAUCGACAUGGCUUGAGCUCCCACAAUGCACCGCGGUUUACUACCCGGAUAUUUGUACACAUGGGCUGCUGAUUUGUGUUUACAAACUUUGUUUUAAAAUUAAGCUCAAGUACAUUUUAAGUAGAAUUUUGUCCGACUUGUUAUGAAAGUAAAAGUCCUCUCGAGGAACCCGGACGACUACGUCCGGGAGACCAAAUUCGAUAUUCAGCGUGUCCCCAGAAACUAUGACCCAUCACUUCACCCAUUCGAGGUGUGCAGAGAAUACACCCGGGCUCUUAAUGCCACUAAGCUGGACAGGGUGUUUGCAAAGCCUUUCCUUGCAUCACUGGAUGGACACAGAGAUGGAGUGAACUGCAUGGCCAAGCACACCUCCAGCCUCUCAUUGCUGUUGUCUGGCUCUUGUGAUGGGGAGGUUAAAUUGUGGAAUCUUUCCACACGGAAAUGCAUCCGCACACUCCAAGCCCAUGAAGGUUUUGUCCGGGGAAUGGUUGUACGCUUCUGUGGGACGUCCUUCUUCACGGUUGGUGAUGACAAAACAAUCAAGCAAUGGAAAAUGGAAGCCCCAGGUUAUGGGGAGGCAGAGGAGCCACUUAACACAAUUCUUGGCAAGACAGUCUUCACAGGACUUGACCAUCACCAGACGGAUGGUGUGUUUGCAACAUGUGGCCAGCAGGUGGACAUCUGGGAUGAGCAAAGGAGCAGCCCCAUCCGUUCUUUCACCUGGGGCGUAGACAGCUUCUCCUCUGUCCGUUUCAACCCCGUGGAGACUCAACUUCUUGCCAGUUGUUCCUCUGACAGAAGCAUUGUGCUGUAUGACAUGAGAGAAGCAGCACCUCUUAAAAAGGUUAUCAUGACAAUGAGGAGCAACACGUUAUCAUGGAACCCAAUGGAAGCUUAUUUCUUCACAUGUUGUAAUGAAGACUAUAACCUUUACACGUACGACAUGAGACACUUACAUCAGCCAGUCACCGUGCACUUGGACCACGUGUCUGCAGUGCUAGAUGUUGACUAUUCCCCCACUGGAAAAGAGUUUGUGUCUGCUAGUUUUGACAAGAGCAUCCGCAUCUUCCCCAAGGACAGUGGCCGUAGUAGGGAGGUGUACCACACCAAACGCAUGCAGCAUGUCAUCUGCAUCAAGUGGUCAGCAGACAACCGCUACAUUUUGAGCGGGUCGGAUGAAAUGAAUAUUCGGCUGUGGAAAGCGACUGCAUCUGAAAAACUAGGAGUGCUGACCCCCCGAGAGAGGGAGGCCACCAACUACAGGAAAAAGCUGACAGAGAAGUACAAGGACUUCCCGCAGAUCAGACGUAUCGCUCAACACCGACAUCUCCCCAAGACCCUCUUCAACCAGUCGAAGGAGCUGAAGUUAAUGAAAGAGGCUCGCCGCAAAAAGGAGAGGAAUCUCCGCAAGCACAGCAAACCAGGAAGUGUACCUGUGGUGUCUGAGAAGGAUAAGCAUGUUGUGGCUGUGGUCAAGUGAAACACAAGGGCAAAACACACCUACACCGUCAGGGUGGCGUUGAUAUGUGACUUCAAUUAUAAUGUGAUUAUAUAUACCAAUUAGCAAAAAUAAAGAACACAUCAGUUUCCUUACAUGUAGUUUCCUUCAUCUCCAAACGUGUUG
Messenger RNA from Doryrhamphus excisus (bluestripe pipefish), 1625 nucleotides. RefSeq names its product ddb1 and cul4 associated factor 13 (gene dcaf13). NCBI's taxonomy places the organism in Eukaryota, Metazoa, Chordata, Actinopteri, Syngnathiformes, Syngnathidae. The record is from RefSeq and is a predicted model, not a curated record. Gene Ontology annotation, molecular function: protein binding. Gene Ontology annotation, cellular component: nucleolus; small-subunit processome. Gene Ontology annotation, biological process: maturation of SSU-rRNA from tricistronic rRNA transcript (SSU-rRNA, 5.8S rRNA, LSU-rRNA).